AUGCGCUUCUCAACCAUUGUCGUGGCAGCGGGCCUCGCGGCGGCCGGCGUCCAUGCUGUGCCCAAGCACGGCAAUUUUCACAUCAAACAGCCCGAUACGCCGCCGCCGCCGCCCAGCGCAGGGACUGUCUCUUAUACACAUCUAGAUGUGUAUAAGAGACAGGUGUACAUGCGGCCCACGGUUCCCGCCGAGCAGCCGCACCCCACGCAGCCCUUCCGUCCCGACACGCCGCCGCCGCCCGCCGUCGCCCAGCCGCUCCCCACGGAGCCGUUUCACCCAGACACGCCUGCCCCAGCGGUACCACCACCACCCCCAGCAGCUCCCACAGAGGAGCCCUGCGAGGAUGACGUUGAGCAGGAUGAUGAGGAUGAGAACGACAAUGGCGGCCUGUCGGUGCAUAUCGACGACGGGGACCCGCUCAUUGACGUGAACAUGGGCGACUCGCUGAAGGUCAGCGCCUGA
This is a messenger RNA of Purpureocillium lilacinum, 462 nucleotides long. Lineage: Eukaryota; Fungi; Ascomycota; Sordariomycetes; Hypocreales; Ophiocordycipitaceae. The record is from RefSeq and is a predicted model, not a curated record.